GAUCACGUGAUAGUCAUGUGACCAUGCAAAUGUUAUAAAUUUAUUUACAUCCUAAUUUUUGACAUAUUUCACAUCUAUACAAAAUGUCACGAGCAACAGCACCAAGCAAAGAAAACUGCAUCGACGGAUACAAAUAUGUGUUUAAUAAAGAUCUGCUAAAAGAUAAGGUGGCAUUUGUUACUGGAGGGGGAACAGGCAUUGGCUUCACUAUUGCUGAGGUUCUUAUGAGACAUGGAUGUGAUACUGUGAUUGCAAGUCGUCGUUUGGAUAAACUACAAGAAUCGGCAGCUACUUUAGAGGCGGCUACAGGGAGAAAAUGUAUCCCUGUACAGAUGGAUGUCAGAGAUCCAAAGAAAGUCCAGCAGGCAGUUGGUGAGGCCAUGAGAAGAUUUGGAAAAAUUAACUUCCUUAUAAAUAGUGCAGCAGGUAACUUUUUGUGUCCAGCUGAAGGUCUGUCAUUCAAUGCAUUUAAAACAGUAAUGGACAUUGAUGCCAUGGGCACAUUUAAUGCCACUAAAGUUGUUUUUGAUGAAUACAUGAAGAACCAUGGCGGUGUGAUUAUAAAUGUAACAGCCACUCUACAGGUCAGAGGUCAAGUAUAUCAGUGUCAUGCUGGAUGUGCCAAGGCUGCUAUUGAGACAAUGACUAAACAUCUAGCUGUAGAGUGGGGAGAGAAGGGGAUUCGACUUAUGUGUGUAGCACCUGGACCUAUAGCUGAUACUGAAGGCUUUAGCAGGCUCGGAGGAAAGGCUAUAAGAGAUGACUACAUUAAAACCAUUCCCGUACAACGUCUGGGUAAACGGGAGGACAUUGCUAAUACUGUACUCUACUGCAUCAGUGAUGCUGCCCAGCUGUUAACUGGAACAACUGUGAUAGCUGACGGUGGAGCCUGGUUGACAAGUGAAAACAAUCUAGGCAGAAUUAGGCGUAUUGUGGAGAUGUAUUCAAAAUUGUGAACAGAUCAAAACUUAAAUGCGAUAUGAUAACUAUUUUAUAUUAUUUAUACCAACAUAAGAAAAGUAAAAUUUUAUUGAAGUGAAUUAUGUAGAAAUAUUGCAAUUAUAAAGUCAUUUUAUUGAAGUCAAUUAUAUAUAAGAUAUUGCAGUAAAGUGCAACAGUACUGUUACCAGUUGAAGAAUCGCAUUGUUGAAUUGAUGUACAGGACACAAUUGUUUUUGUUAACAAUUAACUGGUCUUUUAUUACAUGCAGUUGGUUAAUCCACAUGAUGCCCUUUUUUUGCCACGGGGCGAAUAUCUUCUCUGCUCAAACAGCUAAAGAAUAGUUAUACAUGUAUACAAACAUGUUGCCCUUAAUG
Messenger RNA from Ruditapes philippinarum (Manila clam), 1316 nucleotides. RefSeq names its product peroxisomal 2,4-dienoyl-CoA reductase [(3E)-enoyl-CoA-producing]-like. The record is from RefSeq and is a predicted model, not a curated record. Gene Ontology annotation, molecular function: 2,4-dienoyl-CoA reductase (NADPH) activity. The coding region runs from base 84 to 956 and encodes 290 amino acids. Gene Ontology annotation, biological process: fatty acid catabolic process. NCBI's taxonomy places the organism in Eukaryota, Metazoa, Mollusca, Bivalvia, Venerida, Veneridae. The transcript is spliced from 8 exons.